AAGACAGGCGAGAAGGGACGCGAGAAACCCUUGCAUUUUGAAUUGAAAGUCGCCAUGUCUGCCAUGAACGCAGCAAGGUUCAUCGCCCGCAGGCUCUCCUCCAGUGGGAGGGUUCUCAGGGAGGAGGAGAAAAAAGCGGAGAACGUUUUCAACAAGGGCCCAAAAGCUGCAGAGAAAACCCCAGCCAAACCAGUACACUCAUCCACUGAUGUGAAACCCACCAACCCACAUGGAUCAUCUUCAUCAGAGGGUACUUCAACCAACCUGACCAGUAACUACUCUCUGUUGCUGGCGCCGAUGUUGCUGUAUGUUGCCUGGGUUAUCAUCUCCUCUAAAAGCCGGAGAAAUCAGAAUAAGUAGCCGAUUGAGGCUCCAAUGUCAUUCAAGAGGACAACCCCAUAUGGAGUUGGGUGUCCGUUGUUUGCCUUGAGUUUUUCAUGAAACGUGGGCUGGUCUAAUAUACCAGGGUUUUCAUUGCCUCGACUUUUUUCAUGAAACUUGGACUGCUCUAGUAUACUUAGAGAUGCAAUUGGAAUAAAUCUUUUCCUGUUUAACUUAGCUUAAACAUGUAUUUGUAUCAAAGUCGAGCAACUUGUACUUAUUUCAGAGUGUGAUCCAUUGUUUUUCUCUUCUAA
Zingiber officinale is the source of this 635-nucleotide messenger RNA. RefSeq lists its product as uncharacterized. Bases 55 to 360 code for a protein of 101 amino acids. Lineage: Eukaryota; Viridiplantae; Streptophyta; Magnoliopsida; Zingiberales; Zingiberaceae. The transcript is spliced from 2 exons. The record is from RefSeq and is a predicted model, not a curated record.